ACAAAAUGCUCACGCGCUCUUCGUUCGGCCGGAUUCUUGCCUCGCGCCAAGCCACGGCGCCGGCGCACCCGAUCAACUGGUCGCGCGUCACAAAGGCUCGGCCAAACGCCGUCUUUGGCGCGCUCUCGAGCGCCAAUGUGCCGAGUUUGCACCUCUUUAGCGUCCUCUCCAAGGUGCACUGGACGCACCGCCCAACAAAGCCGACGCGCCCGGCGCAAUUCCGGUACCUCACGAUCGUGGGCGGGCACUGCGUGCCGUUCCGACAUUAUGAAACCGAGUGGAGCAAGAACCAGCGCCGCGCCCUCGGCAAGAAGCUCUACGUCAUUGAAGAAGAGACCGCCCAAGACGACGACUAGAGAUCUUCGCGCUUUUAUAUUUAUUUACAACGACUCGAUUGAAAUGUAAUAUAUUCAUUCUCAU
Messenger RNA from Saprolegnia diclina VS20, 420 nucleotides. RefSeq lists its product as hypothetical. Bases 6 to 356 code for a protein of 116 amino acids. The record is from RefSeq and is a predicted model, not a curated record. NCBI's taxonomy places the organism in Eukaryota, Oomycota, Saprolegniomycetes, Saprolegniales, Saprolegniaceae. The transcript has a single exon.